AUGAAUACUGCGUACAAUUCUUUGCUGGACCCGGACUCAUUGCGACAAGGAGCUGAGGCCAAAUUGUACGAUUGUGUUUAUUUGGGGAAACCAGCUAUUCUAAAAGAAAGAUUUUCAAAAAAAUACCGGCAUGAAGAGCUUGAUAAACGGCUAAAUUUCGCUCGUUUACGCGCAGAAAUCAGAGGAAUCAAUAAAGCCCAGCAGGUAGGCGUGAAAACGCCUGCAAUUUACUUUGUCGACACAAAUAGACACAUACUGAUUAUGGAACGAGUUGAAGGGCCAACGGCAAAAGAUUGGAUUGAGAGCCAGCGACAACGUGCCGAAGAAGAGUUCAAGGUUCAAGCAAAGUUUGGAGAAGUUCUUGGUGGCGAAAUUGCAAAGAUUCACCUUUCUGGCCUGGCAACCUACAUCUCAUCGAUUUCGGACUCGCAAAUUCGGGUAAUCGCUGAAGACAAAGGCGUCGAUCUAUAUGUGCUAGAACGGGCUAUUCAAGCAACGCAUAUCAAUUGUGAACACAUCGUCGAUGCCAUACUUAAUGGUUAUAAAUCCGUAAAUGCUAAACAAGGAGAAGCUGUUAUGGCAAGACUAAUUGCAAUUCGACUACGAGGACGUAAAAGAGAUAUGGUUGGA
Molecule: messenger RNA, 630 nt
Organism: Mesorhabditis belari
Lineage: Eukaryota; Metazoa; Nematoda; Chromadorea; Rhabditida; Rhabditidae
Source: the annotation of a GenBank genome assembly